CCCCCGUAGAAAGCCGAGGCGCGCGCUUCCGUCUUCGCACGCGUGUUCAAUGCGCGCGCAAAAGACCUGCGAGUACGAAGAUGCAGCGGAGGAAACCGAAGGAGGACAAGGUGGGGGACAGAGCAGGGAACAAGGCGGGGGACUGGCACCGGCGUGCCCAGCAGAAACCGGACUCCUCAGAUGCAGCUGCGGACACCCAGAAGAGCUGGUAUUCCCAUGUGUUAUCUGUGGGGAAGUUUGUUCUGCUCCUGAUCUUCAUACCCCCUUUCCUAAAUUAUGCCUCACUUCAGAGGGAAGGUCUUCUUCUGCAGCCUGAGGGAGGACAUUUGAUUGACAUUGGAUUAGGCCAGAAACUGUAUAUCAAUUGCAAAGGUGCAGGUCAGCCUGUAGUGCUCUUGGAUGCGCCAACUGGAAUGUCGUCAGAUGUCUGGUUUCAGAUACAGGAAGAUCUCUCACAUCUGACCAAGGUGUGUGCUUAUGACCGGGUUGGCCUGGGGUUCAGUAAAAGAGCCCCCCAGAAUGAGACCACGGGAAUGGAGAAGAUUUGGCGAGAGUCCACUACCGGAAGAAUGGUGGAUGACCUGCACAGGCUAACCAAGGAGGCCAGUCUUCAGAAACCCUUCAUCAUUGUGGGCUCAGAGCUGGGGGCACUCAAUGUGAGGUUCUACAGUCAUAUUCACGACUGGGAGGUUUCAGAUCUGGUGCUUAUUGAUCCAAUCCCAGAAGACAUUUUUAAGGAGGAGAUGUGGCAAGACUACUGGUACAAAGAUGUUGUGCCUCGUCUUCAAGCAAUGCAGUUUUCUGCAGCUACUGGACUGAGCCGACUUCUCCUGAUUGCCGGGUGGAUGCAGCAACCACUUGUGGGCUUGAAUGUUUCUGAAGACUUAAUUAGAAGACAGAAGUACCUCUUGAGCAAUCCGGCUCAUCAAAGCGGCGCUGUGGAUGAACACUUCUUUCUGAAUGAAAGUGCAUUUCAGGUCAGAGAGAUUUCUAAGUAUAAGCCACUGUCAAGUGCGACAUCGGUCACUGUCAUCACUGGAGACAAGUACGAUGAACUUCUUCCCACCCAAAUUAAUGAGAUGGUGGCUCGGCUGCAGGAGCAUCGGUUGGUUCAAAUCUACCCGCAAGCUCAGUUUUUUAAGAUUGCUGGUGUGGACAGAAGAAUGAUUUACAGAAAUCCGUUGGAUGUCACAAAGCACUUGGUGAGGCUCAUCAAGCUAAAGAUGAAACCCGUCAGACAACUGAAUAGUUAAUAUGAUGCGGUGCCGAGUUGAUUAGAGGUGAUUGUGUUUUAUCGGCUGUUUUUUUUUUUAAACUUAUAAUAAAAUUAUAAUUGUAAGAAAUGUCA
Erpetoichthys calabaricus (reedfish) is the source of this 1348-nucleotide messenger RNA. RefSeq lists its product as uncharacterized. The record is from RefSeq and is a predicted model, not a curated record. The coding region runs from base 81 to 1253 and encodes 390 amino acids. NCBI's taxonomy places the organism in Eukaryota, Metazoa, Chordata, Cladistia, Polypteriformes, Polypteridae. The transcript is spliced from 11 exons.